AUGGCCUCCAAGGAUGGUGACAUUAUCAUUGGCGGAAUCUUCCCAGUGCACGAGAGCGUCAAUUUCACAGACACCAUCGAUGGACGGCCUUCCAGACGGGUCUGCACCAGGUAUAACGUAGCUCGAUUGCUCCAGACCCUGAUGCUGAUAGAAGCAGUAGAGACCAUCAAUAACUCCUCAUUGCUAGGCAACCUGACCCUGGGCUACCGAAUCGUGGACUCAUGUGCAGACGUCACCAGGGUGCUGUACAUGACCCAGAGAUUUCUGGACGUUAACAGGACCAUGUUCCAUGAUAUUUGCAAAACAGAGAACAGAACUCACAGGAACGACUGGCAGAACGCUUCCCUGAAGCCCGUAGAUGUCGUCAUAGGAGGGUCCCACUCUGAGAUCUCCAUCGCUGUUGCCAGGCAACUCUCCAUCCAUGUGAUCCCACAAAUCAGUUAUGCCUCAACUACAGGAUUUCUGAGUGACAAAUCUCGCUUCCCAGCUUUCAUGCGAACGGUCCCCGAAGACAAGUAUCAGGCACAUGCAAUUGCAGACAUCCUGGAGAGAUAUGGCUGGAACUGGGUGGGCGUGGUGACUACUGACGGCGACUACGGACGAUACAUAGCCAACCGCUUCCGAGAGCGUGCCAAGGAGAAAAACAUCUGCAUUGCCUUCAGUACGGUGCUGCCUGACAUCCUUGAUGCCUGUGACCUGAAAGAUAGAGUCAUGGAAACCAUCAAGAAGAUCGAAGAUGACUCCAGGAUUGGAGUCAUUGUGUCCUUCGCCAAGGCAGAUCACAUGAAGGACAUAAUGAGGCUGAUCAGUCCCAACGCCAAAGGCCGCACCUGGCUAGCCAGCGACAACUGGGCGACAUCUGCACCUCGUGUGCUGGAAAGCUCCAACCUGACACUCAAGGACAUCGGCAGUGUCAUUGGGGUGACCUUGAAGUCUGCAACCUCUGAGAGUUUCAACAGCUAUCUGGACAAUCUUAAUCCCAAUUUGGCUGCCAAUGAGAACAACACCAUUUUGCGAUGGUACAUCCGGUGGCUAAAGAGCAAAGGCAAGAGAGUCACUCAGCCUGAUCUGGGCAAGCGGCUAAAAAAUAAUGUGUACCCCUAUGCCAUCUUCAGUGUGGGCAUGGCAGUCAAGGCCAUUGCGAACAUGACAGAGUGUCUGGUCUGUCCAGACAAACACUGGUCCAGAGAAGGCAGUCAUGAGUGCCAAAAGGAAGAAGAACUAGUUUUCGACUGGGAGAAACCCUUUGCAAUCAUCCUGGUGACGUUCUCGUCACUAGGCAUCAUACUCACACUCGUGGUUCUAAUUCUGUUCCUCACUUGGUGGAAAACUCCAGUAGUGAAGGCGUCAGUUGGGCCUGUUUCUGUCCUGCUCCUCAUGUCUUUGCUUGUUGCCUUCGCCAGCACCAUCCUAUUCGUGGGCAAUCCCAGCAGACAACAGUGCCAGGCCCGCCAGGUACUGUUCGGCCUUAGCUUCACCGUGAGCGUCUCCUGCGUCCUGGUCAAGUCCUUGAAGAUUGUCCUGGCCUUCCAGGUAGGAACGUCAGGGAAGCCAGCCCUCGCCAAACUCCUCCAGCCUUACCUGAUCAUUGGUGCCUGUGUCUCUGUCCAGGUGGCAAUCUGUGCCACCUGGCUCACCAAGAGCCCUCCUCAACCCAAAAGAGGGGAGAGUAUAAAUGGUCAAGUUGUUCUGCUGUGUGAAGAGGGCGAGAAUGGAAACUUCCUCUAUUUCGGCCUCAUGUUGGGGUACAUCGGCGUCUUGUCCCUGGCAGGGUUUAUCAUUGCCUUCAAGGGUCGCAAGCUGCCCGACUGCUUCAACGAGGCCAAGUACAUCAGCUUCGGCCUGCUCAUCUACCUGAUCUGCUGGGUGCUUUUCGGCCCCAUCUACGCCCAUGCCAAGGCGGGUGAGUACCAGCCAGCAAUGGAGAUGAUUGUCAUCCUCUUCUCUGCAUACGGCCUCCUUGGCACGCUAUUCCUGCCGAAGUGUUACAUCAUACUGUUCAAAAGAGAUGCCAACACCAGGGAGGCCUUCCUUCGCUGCAUACGGCUGCACAACUGUCGGGGGUCUCAGAAGCCCCCUGACUCCAUGUCCACCACCACAUCAAAUAUCACGUCCAAUGUCAGGUCUAAUGUCGACGCAGCUAACUCUCAAUCCACCUCCUCCACCUGCUCUGAUGACAAUGGGAACACAAUGUAA
Engraulis encrasicolus (European anchovy) is the source of this 2196-nucleotide messenger RNA. RefSeq names its product G-protein coupled receptor family C group 6 member A-like. Bases 1 to 2196 code for a protein of 731 amino acids. The record is from RefSeq and is a predicted model, not a curated record. Lineage: Eukaryota; Metazoa; Chordata; Actinopteri; Clupeiformes; Engraulidae. The transcript is spliced from 4 exons. Gene Ontology annotation, biological process: G protein-coupled receptor signaling pathway. Gene Ontology annotation, cellular component: plasma membrane. Gene Ontology annotation, molecular function: G protein-coupled receptor activity.